Molecule: messenger RNA, 1485 nt
Organism: Telopea speciosissima
Lineage: Eukaryota; Viridiplantae; Streptophyta; Magnoliopsida; Proteales; Proteaceae
Product: 3-hydroxyisobutyryl-CoA hydrolase-like protein 2, mitochondrial
Exons: 14
Coding region: 123-1349 (408 amino acids)
Biological process (GO): L-valine catabolic process
Molecular function (GO): 3-hydroxyisobutyryl-CoA hydrolase activity
Source: RefSeq, a predicted model, not a curated record
GUCCUGAAGAGGCCAACCUCGCGGCUCGACUUUCCGAGAGAAGAGAAGAGAGUUGAACCAAAAUCAAAACGCGGGUUUUUGCAGUAUUCGAAGGUGAACGUGAAGGUGAAGGUGAAUCAAAGAUGCAUAGCUUCAAUGCUUUAUCAACAGUGAGGCGUUCUCUUCAAAAACUUAGAUUUCUCUCUCCUGGGAGGAGCUUCUCUGCUCAGCCCAACUAUGCCGCCUAUGCCCAAAACGACGAUCUUCAGAACCAGGUCUUAGUAGAAGGUAAAGCUAAUGCACGAGCUGCGAUUCUCAACAGACCCACCACUCUCAAUGCCCUUACGACUGCAAUGGCAGCUAGAUUGAAGAAGCUGUAUGAAUCCUGGGAGGAGAACCCUGAUAUUGGGUUUGUCAUCAUGAAGGGCAGUGGCAGGGCUUUCUCUACUGGUGCAGAUGUUGUUACCCUUUAUCGGUUGCUCCAUGAAGGAAAAAUUGAAGAAUGUAAGGAAUUUUUUGGGACAUUAUAUAAAUUCAUAUACCUUCUAGGGACAUAUGUGAAACCACAUAUAUCCAUCAUGGAUGGUAUUGCAAUGGGAGGUGGGGCCGGCGUUUCACUCCCAGGGGCAUUCACUGUGGCAACAGAUAGAACUGUAUUUGCUACUCCAGAAACUCAAAUUGGUUUCCAUCCUGAUGCUGGGGCUUCCUUUUAUCUUUCUCGUUUACCCGGCUAUUUAGGGGAAUAUUUGGCCUUAACAGGGGAAAGGCUGAAUGGAGUAGAAAUGAUUGCUUGUGGCCUUGCCACUCACUAUUUCCUCAAUGCAAGACUUCCUUUGAUCGAAGAACGACUUGGUAAAUUGACUACAGAUGAUCCUUCUGUCAUACAGUCUUCUCUUGAGCAGUAUGGUGACCUAGUCUACCCAGAUAGAAGUAGUGUUCUUCGUAGGAUUGAAACAAUUGAUAAAUGUUUUUGCCAUGACACAGUUGAGGAAAUCAUUUCUGCUUUGGAAGAUGAGACAGCUAGUUCUUACGAUGAUUGGUCCAAAUCGGCACUCAAGAAACUAAAAGAAGCUUCCCCACUGAGUUUGAAAGUUUCUUUAAGAUCAGUAAGGGAAGGGAGAUUUCAGUCUCUUGAUCAGUGCCUUGUUCGUGAAUAUCGCAUGUCCCUUAAUGGGAUUUCUAAACAGAUUUCAAAUGACUUCUGUGAGGGGGUUCGGGCACUAUUGGUAGACAAGGACUAUGCUCCAAAGUGGGAUCCUCCAACUUUAGGACAAGUCUCAAAAGACAUGGUGGACUGCUAUUUUUUGCCACUAAGUGAAUUCGAGCCUGAACUGGAGCUACCUACAGCAUUACGAGAACCUUUGAUGUGAGGCAGAUUUCUAGUAUGCCAUUUUAACUCUGCAGAGGCAAAAUCUGAGAUGUGUGAUUGUGCCCAUUUUUCUAAGUGGCAACUAUGGUCAUCUAGCUGAGGUCACGCCAUUUUUUUUUGGAUAAGGCCACACCAAU